GCGCAAGCGCACGACGUUGAACGUCCUUUCUCUUCCUCCAACAUUCUUUUUAAUCGUCUUGUCUCUUUGAGAGGGAUCUACAUCGACAAUGGUCUCCAGGAAACUGAUGCUUGUCUGGGCAGCCCUAGACUUUCUUCUUCUCGUCGCAGGAGUGGUAGCUCUCGUUCUAUCUCUCACAUGGAAGGCCCCCAAUCUUCUCAUGAACAUGGUCCUUUCCUCCGCCGAUUUGACUGCUGGAACCGUGUUGGGAAUAGCGUUGCUAAUCACGUUUGCGGUUUCCAUAUGUGCCAUUGUGCAGCGGAACCAUGUCACCAUCGGUCUUGUCAUUCUCAACUAUACCCUUCUUAUUGAUGCCAUCGGCAUUAUUAUUAUUGGCACUUUUGUUUGGUAUUAUACCCUUGGAGAACGUGCCAACUUCCAUGUACUCUGGGCGGAAGCAAGCCGUGAAACUCGUAUUACUCUCCAGGACCAGCUCAAAUGUUGUGGAUAUUUCAAUGGAACAGAUUUGGCUGAAGUCGGGGGUGAUUUUUGUCAGACUCAAGACUUUAUCACCGGUCUUGCGGCCAACAUCUCAUCCAAUUUUUGUGUCACGCCUAUCACCGCCUUUGCUGACAUGACGUUGAACAACGCUUUCACCACUGUAUAUGGCUUUAUGGCCAUCGUAUUGUGUUUGCUUUUGGCGUCGCUGUGUGUUAUCAAGAAGAGGCAAGAAGAUGAACGUUUCAAGAGAAUUGAUGCCAAGCGGGGUGGAAGAGGUUUCGUUUAAUGAAAUGCAUCAUCGCUUUCAAGUAAUUUCGAUUCAUUUCCCAUAAAACCUCAGCUAUCUAUCCCCCAUUGUCUCUGCCAAGCAACUUGUUCCAUUUUAAGGAGUUUUUGUAUACCACUGGAUCUGAUUAUAACUUUGCUCCCUGCCGCCUGAA
Laccaria bicolor S238N-H82 is the source of this 920-nucleotide messenger RNA. It is a transcript of the gene LbPLS1, whose product is annotated as tetraspanin Pls1 family. The record is from RefSeq and is a predicted model, not a curated record. NCBI's taxonomy places the organism in Eukaryota, Fungi, Basidiomycota, Agaricomycetes, Agaricales, Hydnangiaceae. The transcript is spliced from 6 exons. Bases 89 to 766 code for a protein of 225 amino acids.